This is a messenger RNA of Closterium sp. Naga37s-1, 2960 nucleotides long. NCBI's taxonomy places the organism in Eukaryota, Viridiplantae, Streptophyta, Zygnematophyceae, Desmidiales, Closteriaceae. The record is from the annotation of a GenBank genome assembly.
UUCUUUCCUCCUCCGUCGUAGCCGUUCCUCUCCCAGUGUCAGGCUUGUCACCUUUAUCCAUACUUCGAGCUCCCACCGCCUCACUUACUGGUUUGACCACGUCCGUCCGCGGUCUUCUAACCUCGGGAUUCCCUCCCUUGUCGAAAUCUCGCCGCGAUGAGCGGAGGCUGGGGAACGCACCAGGUGGGGAAGCGUGGCGGGUGCACUCGCAGGGUAUUGCGGGGGAUGCAGGGACGAGUGCAGCGGCGGUAGUUGAGGCAGAGACGGAGGCGGAGGGGAGAGAAGAGGUUGGCGGAGCGGAAGAGGAAAAAGCGGAGAAGCUUCAGUACGUGCCCUUGCACACACACAGCGACUUCAGCCUUUUAGACGGAGCCAGCCAGCUGAAGGGACUGGUGGCACGCGCCAAGGAGCUCAACAUGCCCGGCAUUGCGCUCACUGACCAUGGCGUGAUGUACGGUGUGCUGCAGCUGGUGCGCAUGUGCGAGGCGGAGGGCUUAAAGCCCGUGAUCGGCAACGAGAUGUACCUCGUGCAUGACCAGGGCGCUCCCGCUGCUCUGCUGCAGGCCGCACGGGCCCUCAGGGAGCAGGAGGAGCAGGGAGAGCAGGGGGAGUUGCGGGAGGAGAGAGAGGAGAGUGGGAUGGGAAUGAGGAUGGGAGGGGCGGAAGGGGAAGGGGAUGGGGGAGGAGGACAGGUGGUGUUGGAAAGAGUGGGGGAGGUUGGUGGUGCUGUGAAGGGGAGUGGUAGUGGAGAGGGGGAUGUGGGGCAAGGAGUAGGGGGUGAGGUGGCUGAGGGGCUGGCUGGGGAAGAGCAGGCAGGGGAGGCGGAGGCAGUUGGGGCAGGGAAGGCGGUUAAAGCACCCCCAGUCAAAAGGUACCACCUGACGGUGCUGGCCAAGGACAUGGAGGGGUACCGCAACCUGGUGCAGCUCACGUCCCUCUCGCACCUGCAUGGCAUGGUGGGCAAUGGUGCAAGAGGGCGUCCGUGCAUCACAAGGGAGCUGUUGGCGCAUCACAGGAAGGGGCUCAUCGUGCUGAGUGGAUGCAUGUCAGGGGAGGUGCCUCGUGCCAUCAUGGCCGAUAGCAUGGACGAGGCGCGAAGCACAGUCGACUGGUACCACUCGGUGUUUGGGUCGGACUACUACCUAGAGGUGAUGGACCACGGGCGCAUUGACUUUGGUAGCGGCUACGAUGUCAACGCCAAGAUCAACCGCACGCUGCUGCACCUGUCACAGGAGACGGGCGUGCCCCUGGUGGCCACCAACGACUCUCACUUCACCCGGGCUACAGACCACAGGGCACACCAAACUCUUGUCUCUGUCAAGGCUGGGAAGAAUCUUGUCCAAGCGUACACGGGUCAGGAAUAUGUCAAGUCUCCAGAGGAAAUGCUGGAGAGUCUACAGAGGACCCUUCCCGAGGAGUAUGCUCUGGAAUCCCUCCAGAACUCGCUGCGCAUUGCUGAUAAGGUGGUCUCCUACUCCUCCGACCUCUUCUCCUCCAAGCCCAAGCUACCCACCUUUGACGUGCCUCCUGGUCACACUGACGCCUCGUGGCUUGAGAGUGAGUCGCGGAGGGGGCUGCAGGCAGUGAUGGGUGUGCAGACAUGGGAGGCAGUACCGCAACCGUAUAGGGAGCGAUUGGACCUUGAACUCAGGGUUAUUUGCAACUAUGGCCUCUCCGCCUACUUCCUUAUAGUGGCGGACAUCAUCCAGUUUGCGCGCAGAAACGACAUUCCCGUGGGCCCAGGCAGGGGGUCAGCAGCAGGGUCGCUGGUGGCAUACGCGCUGGAGAUAAUCUCCAUCGACCCCAUCGAGCAUGCAGCGGGAUCCUUGGUGGCAUACGCGCUGGAGAUCAUAUCCAUUGAUCCCAUCGAGCAUGGGCUGUACUUUGAGCGUUUUUUGAACGAAGAAAGGCUGGCUCCUCCCGAUAUUGACUCCGACUUUUGCCCUCUCGGGCGGGAUAAGAUCCUGGCAUACAUUGCAGAGAAGUACGGCGCUCACAGGGUGGCACAGAUUGCAACCUUCAACCGCAUGGGGUCACGUGCUGUGCUCAAGGACGUGGGGCGCGACAUGCAGAUUCCUUUAAACAUCAUGAACGAGCUUACAAAGCUGGUGCCAGUGGAGCGAGGCAAGGCAGUGUCGCUGAAAACCCUCAUGGCGGAAGACACCCCUUUCAGGCGACGCGUGGAGAGGGAUGCAAUGCUCUUACAAUGCGUGGAGUUGGGGCAGCUGUUGGAGGGCACGAACCGCUCCUUCGGUGUGCAUGCAGCCGGCAUCAUCAUCUCGCCCGCCUGCUUCCCCCUCUCCCAGGUGGUGCCAGUGCAGCACGCCCCAGGCAACCCUUCCGCUCUCGUCAGCCAAUACGCCAUGGAUGAUGUGGAACGAUUGGGUCUGCUCAAAUUCGACAUUCUCGGUCUGCGCAACCUCACCACAGCCCACCUCGCCCGCCUGCUCGCCCAGCGCACGUACGGCGUGUCCCUCCCUGUGAUAGAGAAGCUUCCGGUGGAGAACCGCGCGACGUUUGAGCUGCUGUCAGGGGGCGACGUGGACGGGGUGUUUCAGCUGGAGGCAUCUCCUGGGAUGAAGAAGGUGGUGCGCGCACUCAAGCCAUCCAGUCUCGCGGAUAUCUUCGCCAUCGUCGCACUCUACCGCCCUGGCCCUCUGGACGCGGGUCUAGUCGAUCGCUACAUCAACAGGAAGCACGGGCGAGAACCAGUCUCCUUCCAGACCCCCAAGCUGGAACCGAUCCUGAAAGAAACGUACGGAGUGCUGCUGUACCAGGAGCAGAUCAUGCGCAUGGCACGCGACCUGGCGGGGUACUCCCUGGGGCAGGCGGACAUGCUGAGGCGAGCCAUGGGGAAGAAGAAGCAGGAGGAGAUGGAGGCGCACCACGAGCGGUUUGUGGAGGGCGCUGUGGAGAGAGGGGUUGAGCGGGCCGUGGCAGAGGAUUUAUUCGAACAGAUG